Talaromyces rugulosus is the source of this 984-nucleotide messenger RNA. RefSeq lists its product as uncharacterized. Lineage: Eukaryota; Fungi; Ascomycota; Eurotiomycetes; Eurotiales; Trichocomaceae. The transcript has a single exon. Bases 1 to 984 code for a protein of 327 amino acids. The record is from RefSeq and is a predicted model, not a curated record.
AUGCGCCUCGAAGUAUCAUCGUCUUCCUAUCAUUCGCAGUCAUCGUCACCACCACCGUCUCAUACUACUGCGCACAAAAUGAUAGCCCUCGCCUCCGCCAGUGCGACACCUUCGGUGACGCAAAAUACUACCAAUACUAAACGCCCGAAGCUGUCAUUGCAGACGGCUUCCCUUCCCAUCGCAUUUGGCAAGUCCAGCACAGGACUAGCCAGAACCUGUGCCACUGCUUCGCCUACUGUUCGCAACACUUUCAACAACGCCUACGAGACCACGCGGCCCUUGUCUACCACCGACUCUCCUUCCCCAUGUAGACUCUCCAACAACAGCAAAGGCCCUCGGUACCCUUCUCCCUUUUCUCACCACUAUCGGACAUCAGAUGCAGCGCCCUAUCAACAGCCCUUGGGCGUCCGCAGCAUUCUCCAAAACUCUCCUUUAAAGAAGAUGUCUGUAAGACGGCAAUCAAUGUCCAUGUCUGCUGGUGCCCUUACAGAAAAUCGACGAGUGCUCUUCCCAGUGAAAAAGCAAGUCACCUUCCACUACCAAUUGGAGGAAGAGAUCCGCACCGUCAAAUUUGUGGCACGCCAUUCCGACCUCGACUCUGACUCUGAGCCUGAGCCACAAGCAGAGCUAGAGAGUGAGGGUGAUACCAGCUCCGACUCAACUGGUUCACACUCGGAUAGCCACAGCUCUUCUGGGGAGGAUGACGGGGACAUCAAGAACCCUUUGCCCCAACGGAAACGACGCAAGUCUAUUCCCAGUGAACGAAAAAUCCGGGCGGCUGCACUGAGAGACGGCCUCAAUGAAGAUCAUUACGCCGCCAGUCUGACAACAGUCUCUCAAACGGAUCGGUCCAAACGUCGGUGCAAAUGGCGCUGGACCCUGGGUGAAAACACGGCAGACUCUGAACUGGAGUCUGUACCAUCUGUUCUGCCAACAGAUAGACUCGAGAAAAAUGAUGAACUAGCCACGACUACUUGUUUAUAG